AUGUCGGAGGCUGUGGACCUGUCUUUCCUGUCAGAGGCAGAGAGGGAUAUGAUCCUGCAAGUCCUGCAGCGAGAUGAAGAGCUCCGCAAGGCUGAGGAGAGAAGGGUCAGGCGACUGAAGAAUGAGCUGCUGGAGAUCCGGCGCAAAGGGGCCAAGCGGGGCAGUCAGCGCUACAGCGAGCGGACAUGUGCCCGGUGCCAGCAGAGCUUGGGCCGCGUGAGCCCCAAGGCCAACACCUGCCGCGGCUGCAACCACCUGGUGUGUCGGGACUGCCGCUCCUACAGCAUCAACAGCACUUGGCGCUGCAAAGUCUGCACCAAGGAAGCAGAGCUGAAGAAGACAACCGGUGACUGGUUCUAUGACCAAAGAAUCAAUCGCUUUGCAAACAGGCUGGGGAGCGACAUAGUGAGAAUGUCCCUUCGGCGCAAACCUCCAGCCAACAAAAGAGAGACUGUGGGGCAAACCCUUCUCCAGCAGGCACAGCCGAACGAUCCAAAAGACUCCCCCGUGGCAAAGCAGAAGAGUCCCCAGGAGCGACAGAAGGAGCCCAGCAUGCCUCCUGAAGCCUUGGACCCCCGAGAUGGGAAGAGUGAUACCGAGUCCAUGGAGAACAUGAGUCUGGAUGGGUACAGACCCAACGCCUCUGGCACAGGUGUCAGCUCCAGGAGAAACUCCCUGGAUAAAACUGUCACUUUCCAAGAGGGGAAGCAAAGGCCUGGUCCCGUGGGCUCCAACGUAUCCACCUUGCCCAUCCCCACCCGCUCCAGAGACACUACUCCCUCCGGUUCAGAAAGUGAGGCUCGUGUGGGGAGCCAUGGUGCAGCAUCCGCAGAUGAGAAUGAAACCAUAUUCAAGAAGAAUCCCAGGAGAACCCUGAGGCCUGCAGACUACACCAAGUCAGUGAUUGAUCUGCGCCCGGAGGAGCUGGGAAGUGAAAGUGGCUCCAUGGGAGACAGAAGCAAGUCGGUCCCAGGUCUCAAAACUGAAGUGGAUGAGGAGGAGGAAGACAUUGACAACCUGGUGGAGAUCCAUCGCCGGAGGACGGCCAGAAGCAGCAUGCGCAGCGGUACCUCUUCGAGCACCCUGGGGAGCAUGGUCAGCAUUUACAGCGAGGCUGGUGACUUUGGCAAUGUCUGUGUCACAGGAGAGAUCGCCUUCUCUCUGAGCUACGAGCACAAGACUCAGACCCUGUUCAUCCAUGUGAAGGAGUGUCGCCAGCUAGCCUAUGCCGAUGAGGCCAAGAAGCGCUCCAACCCAUACGUGAAGACGUACCUCCUGCCUGAUAAAUCCCGGCAAGGCAAACGCAAGACAACCAUCAAACGCAACAGUGUCAACCCGCUGUACAAUGAGCUGCUCAAGUAUGAGAUCAGCAAGUCCCUCCUGCUCACAAGAACCUUGCAGUUCUCAGUCUGGCACCACGAUCGCUUUGGGCGAAACACCUUCUUGGGGGAGGUGGAGAUCCCGAUGGAAUCCUGGAACUUUGAGAACCAGGUGGAAGAGCGUCUCCCCCUGCAUGGCAAGGCUGGUGCUGACUCUGCUGGCUCCCAGCAGUACAGAGGAGAGUUGGUUGUUUCCAUGAAGUACAUCCCAUCUUCCAAACACCCAGGGGUGGGUAAUGGGAAAAAGGGCAAACGGGAGGAAGGAGGCGAACUCCAGGUCUGGAUCAAAGAGGCCAAGAACCUCAUAGCUGCCAAAUCUGGAGGGACCUCUGACAGCUUUGUCAAGGGCUACCUGCUGCCGCUCCGAAACAAGGCCACCAAGAGGAAGACUCCUGUGAUGAAGAAGACCCUGAAUCCUCACUACAACCACACCUUUGUCUACAAUGGCGUCAGCCAGGAGGACCUGCAGCACAUCUGUCUGGAGCUGACUGUCUGGGACCGCGAGCCAUUGUCCAGCAAUGACUUCCUGGGAGGAGUCAGGCUGGGAGUUGGGAAUGGUAUGAGUAAGGACCAGGUGGUGGACUGGAUGGACUCCACAGGAGAGGAGGUGAGCCUGUGGCAGAAGAUGCGCCAGUUCCCGGGCUCCUGGGCAGAAGGAACACUACAGCUCCGCUCCACCAUGGCCAAGCCAGGAGCAUAG
Molecule: messenger RNA, 2079 nt
Organism: Emys orbicularis (European pond turtle)
Lineage: Eukaryota; Metazoa; Chordata; Testudines; Emydidae
Gene: SYTL4
Product: synaptotagmin like 4
Exons: 16
Coding region: 1-2079 (692 amino acids)
Biological process (GO): exocytosis; intracellular protein transport
Cellular component (GO): plasma membrane; exocytic vesicle
Molecular function (GO): neurexin family protein binding; phospholipid binding; small GTPase binding
Source: RefSeq, a predicted model, not a curated record